ACCUGCGACAAGAUAGACAUUUGAGUUGGUAUCAACUAUCAAGUCUUUGGGGUCAAAUAAUUGACAAUAAUUGACAAUAAUUGUAAAGUGAUUUACAAUUGUUGGGAUGGAUGGAAAAGAGGAAGAGGCAGGUGAGACGCAGUUUAACCACGUUUUGAAGGCGGAGGUGCAUCUGCGAGAAAGUCGAGACUUUUCGAAAGCUCAAGAUCUUUACUCUGAAUGGAUUGAAAAGUUCACAGACGUACAAAACAGUGAGAUUGUGGCAUCGGAUGAGACGUGGAGAAAGCGUGUUGCUUUAGCGUACAACAACCGAGGUCAGUUAAAGUACUUGCGAGUAGAUUUCAAUGAGGCUGUCCAAGAUUACAACAAGGCAUUGGAAUACGACCCAAACUUUCCUGCCUGUUAUUAUAAUAGGGGAACUAUCCUGUACAGAAUGGGAUGCUUUGACAAUGCAGUUCUGGAUAUGAGAAAAGCUGUAGACCUUUCGUCGGAAACGGUAGAAUUCAGGAUAGGUUUAGAGCAAUGUCAGAAAGAGUUGACAAAUCGGAGUGAUACGUGACACGUGCUCUUUCUUAGGAUUAACCGUCCAAAGUACGUUUUUAAAUUGUAUUGCUCAUGAUGACUGACGUAUCAGUUUAAUUUUUCAACUUUUAUAUCUAGUUAUAGUUGCGCUAUUGUAAGUCGAUCAAUUAAUUUCUGCAAAAGGAUUUAUUUCAAUAUAUAUAUAUCGAUAUAUGUAGUUUAACAUUAUUAGAUUUUGCAUAUUUCCAAAUGCAUAUAGAAAAAUCAACUAAAUGCAACAAAAUUCUGAACGUAAUUAUUAUAAAGUAAAAUACAAAUCAUUAUAUUGAAUAUCACUUGAAAUAUACAUAAGA
Messenger RNA from Folsomia candida, 875 nucleotides. Its product is annotated as tetratricopeptide repeat protein 32. The record is from RefSeq and is a predicted model, not a curated record. NCBI's taxonomy places the organism in Eukaryota, Metazoa, Arthropoda, Collembola, Entomobryomorpha, Isotomidae. The coding region runs from base 107 to 559 and encodes 150 amino acids. The transcript has 3 exons. Gene Ontology annotation, molecular function: protein binding.